UUCACUAUGGCGAUCAGACGCAGACAAGACAGCAUCUGCACCCCCUCAGUGUAGAGGGGAUCCCCGGCUGUCACUAGAGGGGGGUCACAGACGGGCACGAACAACAAGAGUCACCCUACCCCUCCUGCAGCACUACACACCCAGCCCCCACCCAGCACUGCCACAGAACAAAGUCCUUUUCAUACUGAGCCAUGGAGCCAGCACUGAGGAGCUAACUGUUUACUUUAUACGUUGUCAGUUCUCUACUUCUCUCUUGUUUUUACAAAACCAAGUCCUUUCAGGAUGCUGUUGAGAGCCACAACAACGUUCACAUUCAAACAGGACCCAAAUGACAACUUGGAGGGAAAAUCAAAGCUUCAAAGUAAUCUCACGGCUUGCAGCACCAAUCUGAAGACCCUACCAGGAGAGAGUGUGAAAGUGGAAGUGACGGUAAAAAAACGAUUAUUCUUUAAAGAUGGCCACCUGUAUCUUCCAGGAACUUUGUAUUGUACAAGUCACAGAAUCGCUUUCAGAUCUGAACUGUACCAUUCAAACCAGGAUUCCUCUAAACAUCUGCUGGUUGACAAUGACAACGACGUUGCUCUUGCUUGUAUUGACAAAAUUGUGGCUGUGGCCAACCAGUCCAAAAUGAAGGUAUUAACAGCCCAGUCCAACCUGAAGUUUACCCCAGAGGAGCUAUUGAUAUAUUGUAAAGGGUUCCAACUCAUACACUUCAAUUUCAGUGGCAAGUCACAGCUGUCAGAUGCCCUUAAGAUAACAAGGGCCAUUAUUGAGAAUCAACAGAAGAACGGCCUGGCCAUGCAACCUGGAAGUAAUAAACUUAUUAACAGCAUGGAAAGGGGUAAGAUGGACUUCCCUACGCGGAUGUUUGAGUCCUCUGAAGACUGGGAAAGUGAGAUAGAGAGGCUUGGUGCUUCAGCCUGGAGAGUGAGUCCUGCAAAUGAACGCUGUGACUCUUCUACAAGCCUCUCCAAGUACCUUGUGGUCCCCUGUAAAUUGCUUGAUAAUGACCUUAAGAAGACUUUCACACACUUUAACCAGAGGCGCAUCCCUAGGUGGUGCUGGCAUCAUUCAGGUGGGAGUGACUUGCUCAGGUCAGCUGGAUUUCAAACCACAACGGAUCCAGACAAGGAUGACAUUAGGUGUAUAUUGAGCCUGCUGUCUGCAAACCAUUCCCAGUGUGUGAUUGUGGACACCAGCGAUGAACUUCCGACUGUGCCUGACAUCCAACUUUCCUUCCUGAGAUUGCGCAGCCUCUGUCUGAAUGAUGCCUCUGUAGCAGUAUCUGAUGAGAAAUGGCUUUCUAACCUUGAAGCUACACAUUGGUUGGAUCAUGUGAGGUUCUGCUUGAAGAAGGCCAGCGACGUCUCUGUUUUGCUAAGUGAAAGAAGACGUUCUGUGGUCCUCCGAGAGUCAUCGGAUCGAGACAUGAACUGCCUGCUGACGUCCUUGGUACAGGUGAUCUCAGAUCCCCAUGCUCGCACCUUCUCUGGGUUCCAGAGUCUAGUUCAGAAGGAGUGGAUCUCAUCAGGUCACCCCUUCCUACAGAGGAUUAACCCAUUCAAGGAAAAUGACAAAGAAGAGUCCCCAGUAUUUCUGCUUUUCUUGGACUGUGUCUGGCAGCUCAUUCAGCAGUUUCAAUCAGCUUUUGAGUUUACAGAGUCAUAUCUCAUAGCUCUUCAUGACAGCACUUACAACCUCUUCUGUAACAACUUUACUCACAACUGCCAAUGGGACAGGAGCAGAGGAAGCCAGCGCCACUCGUUUAGCCAGACGUAUACUCCUGUUAAUGGUUGGCGAAAUAUUAUGCGGGAGUACAAUUCAGCUAAGGAAGGAACUCAAGGACCCCCAAAUGUGUGGGAAUGGAGUAUGUUUUACAGCCAUUACCAUAGGCAGCAGUUUAAGAAUCCUACAUACCAAAGCAGGGAGCCCUCUGUACUCAAUGGCAAUGGAAUAACAAAUGAUACAGACAAGCUGGAUCCUUUUAACCAAACCACAGUGUACCUGCUUUCCAAGGGCUCUCUCAUACUUCAGUCUCCGUUCUUACCAUGGAAAAGUGGCACUGUUUCCAAGAGAGUGGCACGACGGGCCCAGUCAUCAGAGAGUCUGCUCGAAGAGGAGAGGCAGCUCCGGAGCAACCUCAGUCCCCCCCACUGCACGUCUGACUUGCUGCUCCCUCUCUGUGUGGGACCCUGGGUCCAACUGUGGAGGAGAUGUUAUCUGCGCUGCUCUCCAGAAAUGCAGUGUGACGUUUCAACGUUGUCUACCGCAAGCCUUGCUAAAGAACUGAACAUUCUGCAGGAGAAGCUUAAGAACCAGUGCGUAGACAGAAGCCAGAAACAAAGGAACUUAAACCAGACAACAAGAAAAGGCUCAUCACCUGCCCCCUACAGAUAACAGACACAAUGUAAAAUGAACACAUCAUUCUUAUAUAACUGUAAAUUGAUGAGGAAGACAAGUCAUGGGUCACAUGCUAUUUAUACAGUAGUAAUACUAUAUGUAAUGUCUUGUUAGUGGCACCAAUUAAAUAUAAUGUAGGUGCCCAAAUCAUAUUAUCCAGCAAUGUGUGUUACUGUGCAGCCAUCAUUUUAGUUCAGAUUAGAAUUAUAUGUUAAAGGUACAUGCUAAUUCCCCAUAAAAAGUUUACAAUGCA
Messenger RNA from Bombina bombina (fire-bellied toad), 2653 nucleotides. RefSeq names its product myotubularin related protein 11 (gene MTMR11). Bases 283 to 2397 code for a protein of 704 amino acids. Lineage: Eukaryota; Metazoa; Chordata; Amphibia; Anura; Bombinatoridae. The transcript has 17 exons. The record is from RefSeq and is a predicted model, not a curated record.